Messenger RNA from Lolium rigidum, 1262 nucleotides. Its product is annotated as heat stress transcription factor A-2c-like. Gene Ontology annotation, molecular function: RNA polymerase II cis-regulatory region sequence-specific DNA binding; DNA-binding transcription factor activity. Gene Ontology annotation, cellular component: nucleus. The record is from RefSeq and is a predicted model, not a curated record. Gene Ontology annotation, biological process: regulation of transcription by RNA polymerase II. The coding region runs from base 1 to 1038 and encodes 345 amino acids. The transcript is spliced from 2 exons. Lineage: Eukaryota; Viridiplantae; Streptophyta; Magnoliopsida; Poales; Poaceae.
AUGGACCCGGUGGCGGGGAGCAUUGCGAAGGAGCUCCUGGAGCAACCGCAGGACGGAGCGCCGCGGCCGAUAGAGGCAGCCCCGCCGCCGUUCCUCACCAAGACGUACGACCUGGCGGAGGACCCGUCGACGGAUCAGGUGGUGUCGUGGAGCAGCGCCGGCGACAGCUUCGUGGUGUGGGAUCCGCGCGUCUUCACCGAGGUGCUGAUCCCGCGACUCUUCAAGCACAACAACUUCUCCAGCUUCAUCAGGCAGCUCCACACCUACGGUUUCAGAAAGGUUGAUCCUGACAGGUGGGAGUUUGCAAAUGAAGGUUUCGUGAGGGGUCAAAGACAUCUCCUGAAGAUGAUCAAGAGGAGGAAGCUGCCGUCCAAGGUGCCUCCAUCACAGCAUCAGGCCAUCACGUCUUGGCUGGGGGUUGGUCAGUUUGGAAUUGAGGAAGAGAUUGACAGACUGAAACGUGAUAACAACAUCUUGAUCACAGAGGUAGCGAAGCUAAGGCAUGAGCAGCAGGCCAUUAAGGAUCACGUGCAAGCCAUGGAAGAGAGGCUAAGAACUGCUGAACAGAAACAUGCCCAGAUGAUGGGGUUCUUGGCAAGAGCAAUGCGUAACCCAUGGUUCUUCCAACAUUUAGUUCAACAACAGGAUGAGAGGAAGGAGCUUGAGGAUGCCAUCUCGAAGAAAAGAAGGCGGCCCAUAGACAAUGUUCCAUUCUAUGGCCUUGGAGUAACAAGUCAUAGCAAGCAACAUGAUUCGGAGUUGUUUGAUUCGGGUGUCCUUACUGAGCUCAGUGAACCUAGAAUGCCUGGUCUGAACAAUGAUCAGAACAUUCAGGAGAUUGGGAAGGGUAACAUAGAUGAGGAAAAGAUGGAUCAAGCUAAUGGGCAGGUGGAGCUCAACAAUGCAUUUUGGGCAGAGCUGUUUUCUGAUGAUUUUGGGGACGGGUCUAGGCUGUCAGAGUUGGAGGGAAGGAGACCUCAGGAUAUCGAUGAACUGGCUCAGCAGUUAGGGUAUCUGAGUUCUACUAUCCCGCAGUAGAGUUUUGUCGACAAUAAUUUACUUAACCAACAAACGUUGCUUCUUCAGUACUAUUGCCGACCAUCUUGAACAAUCUGGUACAUUUCGUAUUCAAUGACGUAGAUAUGGUAGUGUAAUGGAUAACAUGUUAACAUUGGUAAUAAUGCAGUGACAUUCUAUGGUGCUGCUUAAAUCUGCAGAAGUGAGGGUUAGAGUAGUUAGUAGUAGUUGGAUCUUUGCGAACG